UUAACAGCUUCGGGGAGGAAGAUUCUAAUUCCAUAAGCUUAAAAAGAGCAUGAGAAAGAGAAGGAAAACUCUGCUUCUCUCUUCUUUAACUCAUCUUCCUCUCUGCGUGUAAGGGGAUGUUUGGUGACAGACUCUCACGCGGAAUUCUGCAAAUCAAUUCACAUCAUUCAUUCAAACUUCAAAUCUAUUUAUAUUUUCUCUCCUUUUAUUCCUUUGAUUUUCUGAAAGAUUUCAACAGAGAAUUUGGGCACUGAGUCACUGAUUUAGUGGAAAAAUUGGAGGCGUAUAUCUUCAAUAAUCAGGUUUUCAUAUAUUCAGAAAAUUCAACAGCUCUCUCUUUUUGUUGUUUGUUAUUUUCGUUUUGGAGAUUUUCCAAGUGAAAAUAUCUAGUCCUUUUUGUCUUCUUUUUAGUUCCUCUCAAAUCUUUUUGCCACUUCUCAAAAUCCCCCCCAAAAAGGGCCAAACAAACAAAUCCAUCAUAUUAUCAAGCUCAAAAUUCAGUUGGAUUGCUCAAAUCACAUAAUAAUCAAUAUGCAAGACCCAUCAAUUUAUUCACAAAUCAAGCCUCAAUUCCCUGAACAAGAACACUUGAAAUGCCCUAGAUGUGAUUCACCAAACACAAAAUUCUGCUACUACAACAAUUACAACCUUUCUCAGCCACGCCACUACUGCAAAAGCUGUCGAAGGUAUUGGACUAAAGGCGGUACUCUUCGUAACAUCCCAGUUGGUGGAGGUUCUCGUAAGAACACGAAACGAUCAUCUUCAGCAUCAACCAGUAAGAAAAUUACCUCAACAACAACAACAACUCCACUAACAUCAUCUGUUUCAGCUUCUUCAUCAGCAAAUCCAAAACCAGAGCCAUUUGGUAUACCUGCAAUUCCGUCUUUUGACGUGACUACUGGUCCAUUCAGCUCACUGUUAGCGUCAAACGAACCGCAAUUUGGGAAUUUGCUGGAAGCUUUGAAUCCGAAUAAUAGUAAUAAUAAUGGUUCCAAUAUUCAGUUGAGUGAAUUUUCAAGGAAUCCAAUUUCCAGUUCGGGCUUGGGCUUGGGUUCGGGUUCGGGCUCCGGCCAGAACCAUUCAAAUGGUGGAGAAUCAAAUAAUUGUUGGAAUGGUGGUAGCAAUGGUUGGCCUGAUCUUGCAAUUUACACACCAGGUUCUAAUUUCCAAUAAAGGAUAUAAUAGUGGUAAUAUUAGUAGUACUAAGUAGUAUUUAACUACUGUGCUAAGUAUUUAACUUUUAGACAUUUGUUUUGUUUUACCUUUUUAACAUUCUUUUGGGAGUAUUGUUGUUGAUUGCACUCUAGUAGUAGCAGUACAACAAUAAUAUAUUUAAUAUAAUUCCACGGGCGAGGUCGGAAUAGGCGGUAUUGGUACAUAAUUUACUUCUGAAAAAAUGUGGUGAUGUAUUGUCUAUGAGCAAUAUCUUCUGUA
Messenger RNA from Capsicum annuum, 1434 nucleotides. RefSeq names its product dof zinc finger protein DOF3.1. NCBI's taxonomy places the organism in Eukaryota, Viridiplantae, Streptophyta, Magnoliopsida, Solanales, Solanaceae. Gene Ontology annotation, molecular function: DNA-binding transcription factor activity; DNA binding. The record is from RefSeq and is a predicted model, not a curated record. The transcript has a single exon. The coding region runs from base 532 to 1173 and encodes 213 amino acids. Gene Ontology annotation, biological process: regulation of DNA-templated transcription.